CAUCUCUAUUCUCCUUCUUCCAGUACGGUUUGGCGAAAGGGGUUCAUCGGGAGUUGCUGUAGAAGCAGGGAGGCAGAUCAUUGUGGUAUACAUGAACAUAGGGUGUUAUUAACUUGUAGGAAUCCCGGUUGGAGUUGUACUUGGUAAAGCUAUCCAUUUGCAAGUCAAGAAGCUUUCUACUGAGGAAGAUGGAAGAAUCUACAAAAAAACUGCUGCUGAGAAAGGAAGAAUCUGCAGAAGAAGUCGAUGAGUUGCCUCUGAUAAAGAGGACAUGGAAGGAGAGUAAAAUGCUGUGGGUCGUAGCAGCUCCGGCCAUAUUCACUCGAUUCUCCACCUUUGGCAUCCACGUCACGGGACAAGCUUUUGUCGGUCAUAUUGGCUCCAAGGAGCUCGCUGCCUAUGCUAUUGUCUUCACUGUACUUAUGAGGUUCGCUAAUGGUAUUCUGCUGGGAAUGUCCAGUGCUUUAUCGACUCUCUGUGGACAAGCAUAUGGUGCAAAGAGAUAUUUCAUGAUGGGAGUGUAUCUCCAAAGAUCCUGGAUAGUGCUCAACUUCACGUGUCUUCUUCUUCUUCCCCUGUUCUUCUUCACUAGCCCAAUUUUGAAGGUGUUGGGUCAAGAAGAAAGCAUUGCUGACGUGGCAGGAACCGUUUCUCUCUGGUCGAUACCUGUGAUUUUCGCCUACGCUAUGUCAUUCACGUGCCAGACAUUCCUGCAAUCUCAGAGCAAGAACAUCCUCAUAUCAUUCUUGGCUGCUUUCUCCAUCUCCAUUCAUAUAUUCCUGUCGUGGCUUUUGACCAUCAGGUACAAGCUGGGCCUUCCUGGAGCAAUGAUUUCGACCAUAGUGGCUUAUUGGAUUCCAAACAUCGGCCAGUUUAUAUUUGUCACAUGUGGUUGGUGUCGAGAAACAUGGCAUGGUUUCUCGUUUCUGGCGUUUAAGGAUCUGUGGCCUAUCGUCAAGCUUUCUGUUUCAUCCGGUGCUAUGUUGUGUCUAGAGCUCUGGUACAACACGAUAUUGGUUCUCUUAACUGGUAGCCUGAAGAAUGCAGAGAUUGAAGUUGAUGCUCUUUCUAUAUGCCUCAACAUCAUUGGAUGGGCAAUGAUGAUAUCCUUCGGUUUCUUGGCUGCGGCUAGUGUAAGAGUGGCAAAUGAGCUUGGGAGAGGGAACGCCAAGGCUGCCAAGUUCUCAAUAGCAGUGACGGUGCUGACGUCAUCCACUGUGGGGCUCCUUCUGUUCUUAUUCUUCUUGUUCUACAGGGAGAGGCUUGCUUACAUAUUCACUGCAAACGAACAAGUAGCUGCUGCUGUUGGAGAUUUGUCGCCUUUACUUGCAUUCUCUAUAUUAUUAAACAGUGUCCAACCCGUUCUCUCAGGAGUGGCUGUAGGAGCAGGGUGGCAAAGCCUUGUGGCAUAUGUGAACUUGGGGUGCUAUUACCUCAUUGGAAUCCCAGUUGGAGUUAUACUCAGCAGGUUUCUCCAAUUGCAAGUCAAGGGAAUCUGGAUUGGGAUGAUAUUUGGAACAUUGGUUCAGACAAUUAUUCUAAUUAUUCUUACCUGCAAGACUGAUUGGGAUGAGCAGGUCAUGUUGACCCGAAGUCGUGUUAACAAGUUCUCAGUGCAUGAUCAAGAAACAGGCACAAAUUAAUCCACGUGAUGCGUAAUUAUUUGAUGAGGGGAUAAUGUUCAUCAGUUUGUUUAAUGUGAGUGUGCAUCCCUAUGAAUCUGAAAG
This is a messenger RNA of Neltuma alba, 1727 nucleotides long. RefSeq names its product protein DETOXIFICATION 21. Bases 189 to 1643 code for a protein of 484 amino acids. Gene Ontology annotation, cellular component: membrane. Gene Ontology annotation, molecular function: xenobiotic transmembrane transporter activity; antiporter activity. Lineage: Eukaryota; Viridiplantae; Streptophyta; Magnoliopsida; Fabales; Fabaceae. The transcript has 10 exons. Gene Ontology annotation, biological process: xenobiotic detoxification by transmembrane export across the plasma membrane. The record is from RefSeq and is a predicted model, not a curated record.